Striga asiatica is the source of this 303-nucleotide messenger RNA. The record is from the annotation of a GenBank genome assembly. NCBI's taxonomy places the organism in Eukaryota, Viridiplantae, Streptophyta, Magnoliopsida, Lamiales, Orobanchaceae.
AUGUUGAAGGAUCCUGCGCAAUCAAGGGCACAAGACGGUUGCACAUUGAUGUUUGACGGGUGGACCAAUCAGUGGAACCAACCUUCGAGCAAUUUUUCGGACUCUGCUCGUAACACCAUAGAGUCGUACACCCAACUGGCUGCAAGCCACUUCCUUCACCUACCAUCACUAGACAGAAAGAAAAAGACAAUGGCCAUCACUAUCUCAAAGAGAAAGAGACAGCAGCAAGAAUUUGAGCAGCGAGAGUUGUACCUUCUGAAACUGUUCGGUCGAGACGAGAUUGACAGGCGUCGAAGGAGCUGA